AUGGCCUCAUUCAAAUUUCCCCCCGAACUACUUGCGAUCAUCACGUCUCUCUCAGACAGGGAAACCCUCAGGGCCCUGAGGCUGACAAACCACCUGUUAUGUGCCUUCGCAACCAAGAACCUGUUCUUCAAGUUCUCACUGAACACAUAUGAUAGAACCUGUGAGCAUUUGGAGUUAAUCAUAGCACAUCCGCGGCUGAAAAAACAUGUGCGCAAGAUUUACCUCAAUACUGUCGAGGACGACUAUGAGUCUGAUGACGAUCGCUUAGAAGUUGAUCUUGAGCUACCUUGGAAAUGGAAGGAUGUCCUAUCUAUGCUUUCAAAACUUCCGAAUCUCGAAAGCGUCAUUCUGCGCUUUGACAAGAACUGCUCGAUAGGGGAUAAUUACGGCGAGACACCUCAGUCAAAUGAGUACCGCGAAACCAUCAUAAAAUGGCUGGGUACGGGGUUGGGGUCUUUAAAGAAACCCUUAAAAGAACUGGGAUUUUGGAAUCAACAGAAUGUAACACCAUUGACAAAAGAUUUUCAGCAAGUACUGAGCACGUUAAGUUCGUUGAGAUUGAAUGUUGUGCAUGAAAUCGAGGCUCCGUAUUCUGGGUAUGAAAUCGAGAAAGAGGAAGUACAGGAGUUCUACGCACGUAUACUGCCCUCAGUCUGGCUAAAACCCUCAAUGGGGUCACUCCGGAAGUUGUCUCUGUACUCCAACUUUUACUGGGGGUUUUAUCCCCAAUUCAGCCUUGGAGGGAUCCACUGCCCAAAUUUGCAGUCGCUCACUUUAGGCAACUACUCCUUCUUCGAAGACAAGCAGCUCGAUUGGAUUCUAUCGCACUCGUCAACACUUCAAGAACUUUAUCUUGACGAUUGCCAAAUUUUGACACAAACAAGGUUAUCCAAUCUUUCCAAAUGUCCGAUACCGAGAUCUAGAAUGAAGCUUCAGACUUCUGAGGGCAUGGGUGAGGCCUGGCACCAUCACUAUCCACGCCGGUGGAAUGAAUACUUUUGCUCAUUCGAGAAACACCUUCUGCAUCUCCGUCGUUUUGCAAUUGGUCAUAGUAACGAAUGGGAUCUACAAUAUGUAGUAAUGCCUUUCGAGAAAGAACGUGACCUUGUGCCAGUACUGAUGCGAGACCGGUACAUGGCAUUUGAUGGCGAUUUAGCAGUCGCUCACUUCCAUUCACUAUGUGAGUACGCUGGACAUGUGGAUUGGCCACAUUGCGAUGAUGAAGAUCGCGAGGCUUUGAAGGCAUUAUACCGGAAGAUCAAGCAGCAGGUAGACUAUGGAGAGUUUACUAUGGGAGAGCACAAGGUGGCCGAUUUGAUGGACGUUUGCUCACGGUAA
Messenger RNA from Penicillium vulpinum, 1338 nucleotides. RefSeq lists its product as uncharacterized. The record is from RefSeq and is a predicted model, not a curated record. Lineage: Eukaryota; Fungi; Ascomycota; Eurotiomycetes; Eurotiales; Aspergillaceae. Bases 1 to 1338 code for a protein of 445 amino acids. The transcript has 3 exons.